Lachancea meyersii CBS 8951 is the source of this 495-nucleotide messenger RNA. Lineage: Eukaryota; Fungi; Ascomycota; Saccharomycetes; Saccharomycetales; Saccharomycetaceae. The record is from the annotation of a GenBank genome assembly.
AUGUCCCACAUUCCAUCAAGCUUCGACAACGCGGAUCAGGACGUCGACAACAUGACGUUUUACGAAAAAAUGAUUUAUCAUUGCAAACAGCAACCGCUUGUGCCGUUGGGUACUCUUGCUACAACCGUGGCUGUUAUUUUAGCUGCCCAGAAUGUUAGAUCUGGUAACAAACGCAAGGCUCAAAAGUACUUCCGCUGGCGUGUUGGUUUGCAGGGUGCAACGUUGGUUGCGCUGGUCGCAGGAAGCUUCAUCUACGGCACAUCUCAGAAAGAGCGUAAGUCUAAGGAAGACGAGCUGCGCGAAAAGGCAAAACUCAGGGAAAAUCUGUGGAUCCAAGAACUUGAAAGACGUGACCAGGAGACUCAGCAGCGGAAGCUGAGGGCAGAAUUGGCUCGUGCUAAAGCUCAAGCUCUGAAAACUGAGUCUGAAAAUCUGCAAUUGGAAAUUGAAAAACUGGCUUCCAAAGCCGCUAGCGGAUCCGACAAACGCGCUUAG